Messenger RNA from Anopheles funestus (African malaria mosquito), 2063 nucleotides. RefSeq names its product hepatocyte nuclear factor 3-beta (gene FoxP). The coding region runs from base 128 to 1921 and encodes 597 amino acids. The record is from RefSeq and is a predicted model, not a curated record. The transcript has 7 exons. Gene Ontology annotation, cellular component: nucleus. Gene Ontology annotation, biological process: regulation of transcription by RNA polymerase II. Gene Ontology annotation, molecular function: RNA polymerase II cis-regulatory region sequence-specific DNA binding; DNA-binding transcription factor activity, RNA polymerase II-specific. Lineage: Eukaryota; Metazoa; Arthropoda; Insecta; Diptera; Culicidae.
AUUCGGCGGUGGUGCAUGCCGUUGGCCCGGUUGUGAGCGGGUGUUUGACGAGUUCGAAGAUUUCUACAGCCAUCUCCAUUCGGAUCACAUCAACGGGGACUACUCAGCCGCCCAGGCUCGCAUCCAGAUGGAGGUGGUAUGUCAGCUACAUCUGCAGCUCCAAAAGGAACGUGAUCGACUCCAGGCAAUGAUACUGCAUCUGAACAAGAAGAACGAGAUGCUCCGCACACCGGCCGCCCUGUUCGGUGGUUCGUUCCUGUCGCAGCUGCCCGCAAUACCAACGCUACCGUCGGCCACCUCAUCCCAGGCCGCCACUGUUCCACCCUCCGUAACGGGUCCGUUCGAUCUGAUCGCGGGUUUGCGCUUUCCGGCCGAACUAGCCGCCGACAUGGUGCAGGGAGCGUUCGGAGCACGUCUACCCCACCAGCAACAUCACGUUGGAGUCGGAUCUGGUGUCGGUUCGGCACACCAUCUACAUCAUCACCAUGGUACACAGCAGCACCAGCAGCAGCAACAACAGCAACAAUCGUCACUACAUUCACUUUCACCACCUGUAACGGGUGCGCACGGUACGGGCCCGAUGGUCACAUCCGGACCGGGUGCUACAGGGAAAUCCUCCAAAGGUGGUGGAGCUGUACGACCGAAGUACUUCUCCCCGCAGGAUAGCGAUGAGCUUAACUAUCCAGAUGUACAGGACGAUGUGCACAAGAAUAGGGAGUUCUAUCGCAGCCAUGACGUACGUCCACCGUUUACAUAUGCGUCACUCAUCCGUCAGGCCAUCAUCGAAUCGCCCGAGAAGCAACUGACGCUGAAUGAAAUCUACAACUGGUUCCAGAACACGUUCUGCUACUUCCGACGGAAUGCGGCUACCUGGAAGAAUGCCGUACGGCACAACCUGUCGCUGCACAAGUGUUUCAUGCGGGUGGAAAACAUAAAGGGCGCCGUCUGGACGGUAAACGAGGCCGAGUUCUGUAAGCGUCGACCCCAAAAGCUCGGCAUCAUGCAGUUUAAGUUCCAGCAGCAGCAGCAGCAACAACAACAUCACCACCAUCCAGCCACAUCACAAACCGGGCCCGGUUCUGGUUCUGGACAUCAGGGCAAGAAAAAGCAAACAUCAUCUGCAGUGGCACUACCAUCACCCGCAUCACCCCAGCAUACAGCACCGAAUCACGCGCUGCCGGGAUCUCCAAGGACCGGUGGCAACUCGAUCGGGGCGGCCAUUGUGGCCAGUGUUGCCAACACGCUCAAACCACCGCCACCACCAUUCUUCUACAAACGAACGCAAUACGAACGAACCUGUCACUGCACAAGUGCUUCGUGCGCUACGAGGACGAUUUCGGCUCGUUCUGGAUGGUGGAUGAUCAUGAGUUUCUCAAGCGGCGUCAUCUAUCCCGCGGCCGUCCCAGGAAGUACGACAUCUCGAUGCCACCGCUUACCGACCCUACCACCGGUGCACCGGUAUCCUCCCGCACGCCUACGACCGGUACCAACGAACCGAUCACAGCCGGUGAGCACGAACUGCACGACGACACGAUGGUACACGGUACCGGUAGUGGGCGGCAUGGUGACGGUACGGAUGUUGGUUACGGUGAGGAGUACACCGGUGGCCACUGCACCGUUGGUGAGACGAGCGGCAAUACUGGUAGGGCGGUACCGGUACCCGGUAGCGAGAAAGAAAUCCAUACCAUAUCCACCAGACGUCCGGCGACGAAGAAGUCCGACUACAGCAGACGGUAACAAAGCAGCUUGCGAACUGUCGCACAUAAUCCGCGGCAACCAAAAACCGUUUACCUUUGUUCCUCAUCCAUUCCAUCUUUCUUCCAGUUUUUUAAUACACCUACACACACUUUCUACUCUCCGCAGACCGUUAUGUAUCUUGCAGGUUGAAGUACGCGCUUGUAUAGCCAUAGCUGUACUAUGAGAGGCCAACGAGAUCCAGCAACGAUUGCUCAAUGGUACUACUAAGGGAGAAGAGCUCAAUAAUAUCGGUUCUAAAGCGGAAUUGAACUCCCGAUUGCGUUCAAUAAUAAAAUCUUUUCAACUGAAACACUCCACAUCGGAAA